Molecule: messenger RNA, 6879 nt
Organism: Nerophis ophidion (straightnose pipefish)
Lineage: Eukaryota; Metazoa; Chordata; Actinopteri; Syngnathiformes; Syngnathidae
Exons: 4
Coding region: 154-1782 (542 amino acids)
Source: RefSeq, a predicted model, not a curated record
GCGCCGCUUACAACUCAUUUGUUUAUUUAUGUCCCCCAUAAAAAUGAAACUGUAGCGCAUUCUCCCCGCGGGACGCCAAAUGAUGUAAAAGAAGCAUAUUUUGAAGUCUCACUCCUCUUUCUUUGUUUCACGAGUUGCCUUGACGGAGACACCAUGGGUCGGCUGGAUGAUGCUGCCAAACGCAAAGUGGUGGAACUGAGGAAGGCCGGUCUUAGUUUCCGCAAGAUUAAGGCAGUGCUGGAGUUGGAGAACAUCAAGGUGUCUGCACAGGCCAUCUACCUCUUCCUAAGGGAGUUCCAGGGAAGGCGACCGGGCAGGGUCAGACCUUUGAUGAUUGGUAGCAACACAUCGCCUGCAGAUAUACAGAGUCUACCUGGAGGUCUGCAAGAGAGCUGGAGCAACAUACGGCUCCAAAACCUGCUCCGGGAUGUGUCUCACCACGUUGGCUUGACUGCUGCAAACAGGUUUGCUAAAAAGGCAUCCACUGACCCGGAGACCAAUGCAAAAGCGUCUGGGUCUGGGGAAAGCAGUGGAGACAGCAGGCCGGUGCAGCAGCAGCAGCAGCAGCAGCAGCAGCAACAGCAACAACAGCGUUUGGAAGAUGGGGAAGAGAAUGAUAUCCAAAUUGUGAGCGUCACCUCUCUUGCACAGAACAGUCAGCGAAGAGCCGACACGAUUGCGACAACAUCUUCAUCCGGAACAUCGUCUGCGGCCUUCACCAGGCGGCGAAUCACUCCCUCUCCGGCCACCAGUUCCAUGUUGGCAGCCCGUAAGCGGCUUUUGGAUAAAGCACUGACACACAAGAUGAAGGUGGCAACAUUGUUGAGGAGAGAUCAUGCAAACGUCACAAGUUCAGAUUUAACUGCAAUGACACAACCACAACAGGCAUCAGCAUCCUCACAUUAUGAUCUGACUACAGAAAAGACUGGACUGGAGGAUGGUGGAGGAAACACAGCCAGGCGCUUUAUCGCACAGAGACCAGGUCCGCCCCUUCGUUCCACUCACACUCUGCCACGUGCUGGAAUCCGUCUUCCUAACCGCCCGCCAGCUCCUUUAACUUCCGUCCGCUUGCCGGCUUCCGGAGAUCCAGGGCCAUCUUGUAACGAGGGUAGCCAGCCGCAACAGGUAAUCCAAGACCUGAGAGGUGGUCUACAGGAUCAGAUCCAGACUCUAGGCAGUGAGGUGCGCAGCCUGGGCCUCGCGGUGAAGAUGCUGGUAGAGCAGCAGAGCCGCCUGGAGAGGGAGCAAGUACAGCAGACGCAUAUCCAAAAGCAGAUACUCAGCACCUUGCAGACCCUCGCCUCCAAAGUGGGACCGUGCAGCAACAAUCAGCCGCCGCAAAACAAAACACCUUCUCCUUCCUCCUUGCCCGCCGCCUCUUCAUCUGCUGCCUUUAACCAAGAUACCUUUAACUUCAACCAAGUCACAUUCAGCCAGUGCAGCCAAACCCAGGCAGCCUUUGACUCUUUAGAGAGUUUAGAACCUGUCGAGGCCUUUAAGCUACCAGUCUUGAGCCCCGCCGGUAUGAACGGAUUCCCUCCGUGUAGCAGCAGUGAGAGCCUCUCACUCACUCACACCCAGCCUCAAACUCAAUCGUACAUGGCCGCAUACCCUCAGCAAAACUGCCUCAUGCCCCCUUACGCUCAGUCUUACGUGCCCGCGUACGACAGGUCACAUACGUACAGAGAGGCGGGAAGCAACUGUGCCAGGAGGACUAUUCAGGACUGCAGUGUGUCCAUGCAGGAUGAACACCUCAAUAUUAUUAAAGUAGAGGGACCCUAAAUUGAUGAUAGCUUUUUUUAAAGAAGAUAUUUAUUUUCUAGGUAUAGUGGAACCUCAGAAGUUGAACACGUUACGGUCUAGUUCCCAAUCGCCCCAGUACAGCUGGGAUAGGCUCCAGCCCUGUUUUCGGAGAAAAAUAUUCUAAAGUUUGCUAAUUUGCCCAACGUUUGAGCCUGUUGUGUUUGUGAGUGACAUGAUGACAACCUGUUACUUGCUUGGAGAUGUCACCCCUGCUGGUGUGCAUUUAUAGAUAGCUCGACUCCGAAUAUAAAACACAUAGUUUUCAGACCUAUUUAUCUUAUAUUUGGGUCUAUAUGGUACAUUGCGGAACCCUGGUCAACCUGUAAUUUUACUUAAUCAUAACAACUUUAUUUGCUGUACAGGCAAUUUUUUUAAAUAAUGCAAAAUGACUCAUACAUUGAUUAGGACAACAUAAAAACAUUUGUUGUUACUGUAACACAUUUACAGGGAUGUAACGGUGUUAAAAUCCCACGCUAUGAUAUUAUCACGAUUUUAAGGUAUAAUAUUAAAGUUAAACUACCACUAUUGGUCACACACACACUAAGUGGGGUGAAAUUACUCUCUGCGUUUGACCCAUUCUGUCAGAGUUAGUUGGUGACGAACCCCAAGAUGCAGAGAUGGAGGCAGGCAUUGGAUAGCAAAACAUGAUUUAAUAAAAAUACUAAGACAAAAUCAAACAAAGGGUACAAACAAAAAGCGCGCAUGCGGGCGGAUAACAAACUAAGGGAGCUAGCAUGGGAGCUAGAAAACAAAAAGGAACUUAGCAUGGAAGCUAGCAAGAAUCGAGCAGGAAACAGAAGUCGUACAUGUAAUAUAAAAACAAACCUGGAAGCAGGAAACAAAAAGCAGUAAGCUAAAAACAUGUAACUAAAUAUAGCUUACCGCUACACAGCAAAGAUACGACACAACACAAGCGACAAGAAGUGACAUCGACAAGACAAUAAUCCUGCACUGACUAGAGGAACAAAGCAGGUAAAAUAGGAGCGGGCUGAUUGACAUCAGGUGUGGCCAGGUGCCAAUCAGCCGCAGCUGAGGAGAAACAGCGCACAGGGAAAAAAAUAGGAAACAGACAAAAUAAGAACGCUGACAGGAACUAAAAACAGGACAUACUAAACACACAGAGGAAACCAAGACAAAUGCAGAGAAAAAAAUAAAACACAAAAAAACUGUCAGGGGAAAGCCUGACACAUUCUCUUGUUCCACCCCCUGGGAGGUUAGGGGAGCAGUGAGCAGCAGCCGUGGCCGCGCUCGGGAAUCAUUUUGGUAAUUUCACCCCCAAUUGCAACCCUCGAUUCUGAGUGCUAAGCGGGGAGGUAAUGGGUCCCAUUUUUAUACCCUUUGGUAUGACUCGGACGGGGUUUGAACUCACGACCUACCUAUCUCAGGGCGGACACUCUUACCACGAGGCCACUGAGCAGGUAAAUGAUUGUGGUGUAUGUUUAAAAAAAAAGACUUAAAAUGCCAUAGUGUGCAAAAUGAAGUGGCAGAAAUGUUUAGAAUAAACACACUGCAAUUGAACACACACAUAAUGCUAAAAGUAGUUUUUAAGUACAAAUAAUUCUGCAGGUACAACCACUGUUUCAAGCAAAUAUUGAAAAAAAACUCCCAGUUGAAUGUCUUUAAAGUGACAAUGUAAACAAACAUCGAGUGUAGUAAAACAAUGCUCACUUUAGUGUCUUUCAACUUUUACUUUCUGAGAACCAGUGCCCUCUACAGUGGAUAUGUUUAUAUCCAUCCAUCCAUUUUCUACCGCUUGUCCCUUUUGGGGUCACGGGGGGUGCUGGAGCCUCUCUCAGCUGCAUUCGGGCGGAAGGCAGGGUACACCCUGGACAAGUCGCCACCUCAUCGCAGGGCCAACAGACAACAUUCACACACUAGGGCCAAUUUAGUGUUGCCAAUCAAUGUGUCCUCAUGUGCAGGUUUUGGGAGGUGGUAGGAAGCCGGAGUACCCGGACGGGACUCACGCAUUCACAUCAGUUUGGAAAAUAUUGUUUUGCAAAAAAGUUAACUAAUAAUUUAACUUGAAACAAUACAAAUACUUCACAAACUGAUGUUUAUCUUCGCUGGCUUCUGAGGGGCGACUUGUCCAUGGUGUAUGCUGCCUUCCGCGUGAGUGCAGCUGGAUUGGCUCCAGCCCCCCCAAGGUGAUUGAGACAGACAAGUGUUGGAAAAUAAAUGCAUGGAUUAAGGAUUCAUUAAGUAGCUUUUCAGUUUACUCCUAUUUCCGGCGGUGUACAGUUUUUUUUUUUGUGAUUUCCCUACGUGCGGUGCGGCGUGACCGACUUGCUCUGUGUCAACUUGGAAACACUCCAGACAAAAGUGGCGAUCUUUUGCUUUGCAGAAUGCAGACUUUCCUACUUUAACCAAAGAGGUCAUGUUUUCACCAGUGUUUGUGUGUUUGUUAGCAACAUAGCUCAGCGAUGGAAAGAUUUUGAUGAAUUUUUCAGGAAAUCCCCACCCUUCACCCCAAAAAAAAACCACACUAAAUUUCCUGCUAACGGUGUUCGAAGUCUGCUGCACAGAGGAUUCUGGGAGGUGUAUUUUAUGUUCAGACCCGGCAAAUGCUAAAGCGCCAGAAAAAAACUACACUCCAAAUUUUUGUUUUGAUACCGUCACACAGCACUAUUGUGAAGACUUUGAAACAGCAACACCGUUGUACUCCUACACAUUUUACAUGUUUGCUAAUUUGCCCAACCUCUGAGCCUGCUGUAUUUGUGUGUGAGUGACAGGAAGACAAGCUCUGACUUGCCAGGAAAGACGUCUUCUUGCACCCCGGCCGAGUCAUACCAAAGACUAUAAAAAUUAGACCCGUUACCUCCCUGCUUGGCACUCAGCAUCAAGGGUUGGAAUUGGGGGUGAAAUUACCAAAAUGAUUCCCAGGCGCUACCAUCCGCUGCUGCUCACUGCUUCCCUCACCUCCAAGUGGGUGAUCAAGGGUGAUGGGUCAAAUGCAGAGAAUAAUUUGUGUGUGUGUGUGUGUGUGUGUGUGUGUGUGUGUGUGUGUGUGUGUGUGUGUGUGUGUGUGUGUGUGUGUGUGUGUGUGUGUGAGACAAUCACUGGUACUUUAACAAACCUGCUGGCUUGCUUACUGUAUAGACACAUAGAUUCUUAGUGUAAGAACACAUAUUUUAUCUUAUCUUUUAUUUGGGUCAAUAAGGUAAAUUCCGGAACCUUGGAUAAGUUCCAAUUUAUUCUCGCAUUAUAAAAAUCGUAUUACUUUUUUAAAUGUUAUUUUUUAUUCAUGUGUUUGGGACGACUUAAAAACAAUAUAGUGUUCUCACCUCUCAUCCUAACAAACUUAAACAGGUGGUCGUCACUUCGCAUAAAAACACAACACAGCUUUUUUUUUCUGGUGAGCACUUUAUUACUAUUUGACUAUUGUUAUCGUCAAGACCAGCGGUGUCAAACGUACGACCCGCGGGCCAGAUUAGGCACGUAAACAGGUUUUUUCCGGCCCACGGGAUAAGAUUGCUAGUUAUAAUAAAAAUAAGCCAACAUUUUUUAAUGAAAGAAACUGGUGUUCUAAAUGUGUCCACGAGAUGUCAUAUUAGCAAUUAUUUGUAUCUUUGUAGAUCAUGCUACAUAUGUAAAAAAUAAAAUAAACCACAUGUUAGUGUACCAUUCGAGGAAAAUUAUCAAACUGCAUAAAUAACAUCCUGUAAUCUGAUUUUGAUUUCCUUUUUUUAUCUCGAUAGAGUAAAAAUGAACACCAAUGAGUUGGCUGAUGAAUAUUCUCACAUAAUGUAUUCAGAAAGUAUAAAUAAGGACAAAUACAGAUCGAAUACUAUCAACCGCAACAUGUAAGUGUAAAAAAAAACCCAUUAUGCAUUGUACAGUUUCAGAAUGCACUUUAUUUUAUAAACAAAGAAAGCAAUCUGAAGUUGUAUUUAUUUUUAAGUUAUCGUGUGGUGAUUCAGAAAGUAUAAAUAACGACAAAUAAAGAUAGAAUCAUAUCAACUGCAACAUGUGUAAAAAAACAAAAAAACAACAACAACAUUAUGUUUUGUACAUUUUCAGAAUAUGCUUGAUAUAUUUUAAACAAAAAAAAAAAAUCUGAAGUUGUCUUUAUUUUUAAGUUAUCGUGCCGGGAUUUUACCAGUCCGGCCCACUUGGGAGUAGAUUUUCCUCAAUGUAGCCCCCGAUCUAAAAUGAGUUUGACACCCCUGAUCAAGACAAUCAUGUUGUACUAAGCAGCCAUGACGUAGUUACUACUUCCCAAUUCAGUAAAGUACUAGCGAGGGCAGAAGUCAAUAUUUACAUAGUAUUUAUUUCUGGCAACAGCGUCAUUCCAGGUUCCAGGGAGGCAAUAUGGUUGAAAAGAGGAAAAUGUCUGGUCCCCACAAUUUCCCCGUCUUCCUUUUGUUCUCUUUCUAUCCCCUCCUGCUCCGACCCGGCUGCACCAAAUGAUAAUGUAGAUAUAUUUAAUAAAGUCAAAUUCAGAUAAGGCAACAAGAGAAGUAUCCCACAUUUCUCUUUUGUAAAGUAAAUCUGAACUAUAUUAUUUGCCUGAGAAGCUGGACAGGACAAAAAAAGAAAAGAGAAAAAUAAACACACGUGUCCAGUGUUAACAUUGCUGUGCUUUCACGCUGUAUUCUGCACUAUUAUACUCCACAGUCCCGCUCCGUUAUCUUGCUGCCCCAAGUCUCCUGUUACAUAAAAUGUGUCUUCAUCCAGAAGUGAAUAGAGGAUACAAGACACCAUCCUGCAUCAUUGUUAGUUAUAUCACCCUCCAAAUGAUGCAUUCAAUGUUUUUUUUGCUGUUUCCAUCAGUGAUUUUUUUUUUUUAACAGUUUUUUUCAGACGUGCUCCUAACCCUUAAUUAACUCAAAAGUUUUACGACUAACUGGGUGUUCAACUUCAGGUUCCACUGCACUGCACUGUACUGUAGCUUAGCCAACAGAGUGAUGAAUGGAAAAUAGUAAUAGAGUGAAAGCUAUAUCGGUGUAAUUGUAUUUAAGCUCUUUGUGAGGGGGGAAAAAAAAUAUUGUAGCGUCUUUUUUGAGUUGUUUUUAUACACUAGCUGCACACCAUAGAAAGCCAAAUAAACUGUUUGAAUUAAAGCACGAGUGAGAAAAA